Molecule: messenger RNA, 3008 nt
Organism: Drosophila sechellia
Lineage: Eukaryota; Metazoa; Arthropoda; Insecta; Diptera; Drosophilidae
Gene: Aps
Product: diphosphoinositol polyphosphate phosphohydrolase 1 Aps
Exons: 4
Coding region: 1130-1663 (177 amino acids)
Biological process (GO): diadenosine pentaphosphate catabolic process; diadenosine hexaphosphate catabolic process; adenosine 5'-(hexahydrogen pentaphosphate) catabolic process
Cellular component (GO): cytoplasm; nucleus
Molecular function (GO): endopolyphosphatase activity; diphosphoinositol-polyphosphate diphosphatase activity; bis(5'-adenosyl)-hexaphosphatase activity
Source: RefSeq, a predicted model, not a curated record
GUACGGUCACACUCUUUGAAAGUGAAUAGAAUAAGCGUGAAUAAAGCGAGAAAAGCAAGCGCUAAACGUGAGACUGUGUGCGUUCGCCGUCUCUUCGCACCGAAGUGGAUUAAUUCCGUGGAUGGAGUGGCACAAUAAACACAACAACUGGAACGCGUUUUGUCGUUUUGUUUUCCGCUUUUCCAGCAGCCGUGCGCCAAUUCACUUCGCACAUUCUUCGCAGCCGGAUAUUGUGGAGGCAAUGGAAAGCGCAAGCAUGUGUGCAUGUGUGUCGCUGGGAUAACGGCGAAAAAGGCGAAAGAGGAGCUGUGAAACGGCAACAAAAUCAAAUAACUUGAGCUGGGAUCUAAAAUCGGAUCUCAAGUUUGAGGACAAAGAACGAGUGAGAACGUGAGAGAGACGAGGAAAAAGCUACUCACACACGCAUACGAAUAACCGCUUCGCACGCUCUCCCGUGUAAAACCAAUACAACAACAAAAAACAAAAACAACAUGCAAUAUUUGCAAAGUAGUUAAAUAAUUCUGCCCUGUCUGCGCUUUAUUUCCUUCUUCAUUUCGGUUCUCCUCGUUUUUGACUUUUUGUUGUAUAUUUUCAACAAGUUUCUGUUUCUCGCUUUUUCCCCCACACACACACACACACACACACCCACCCACACAAACAAACAAACAGUUCUUUUUUCGUUACUACUUCCGAACAACAACACACGGUACACGAACACCGACCACCAAUACCAAUACGAAAACAACGUCUCGUGUGACGUGCGAGCGCAGAAAGUGUCGUCUUUAGAUUUUGUUUGUGCACUUUUCGCCAUUUCCUUUUGUAUUCCAUCGAGUGAGGAACAGCGGAGGCCAGGGAGCGCAAGAGUGGCCGAGAAGCACCUGCGAAAUAGCGGCACGAGAUCGCCAGAAAAGCAGAAAAUCGCAAGAAGCAAAAGCGACCGGCUCACCACUUCCACACGCAAAUACACAGAGCCCCCCAUCACACACACACACACAUCCAACACUUGUUGCAGCAGACGAGGAGAAGGGGCGACAGAGCGAUAAGAGAAGAGGGGACGAGGAGCAGGAGGAGAACAAGUGCCUAAGAAGACAACAACGCGCAUCUGCUAUCAGCGAAUACCACUGCAAACAUGGUCAAGGAGAAGCCCAACUCGACUCGCAUCUACGACAAGGAUGGAUUCAGGCGCCGAGCUGCUUGUAUUUGCGUGAAAUCGGAGAACGAGGCGGAGGUGCUCUUGGUAACCUCAUCUCGUCGCCCGGAGUUGUGGAUCGUUCCAGGAGGCGGCGUUGAACCAGAAGAGGAGUCAUCGGUGACAGCCGUACGCGAAGUGCUCGAGGAAGCCGGCGUGGUUGGCGAUCUGGGUCGUUGUCUCGGUGUCUUUGAGAACAAUGACCACAUGCAUCGCACCGAGGUGUUCGUGAUGAACGUCACUCAGGAACUGGACGAGUGGGAGGAUUCGCGGAGCAUCGGUCGCAAGCGCCAGUGGUUCACCAUCGAUGAUGCACUCUCGCAGCUGGCGCUGCACAAGCCGACUCAGCAGCACUAUCUGAUGCAGCUGCAGCACUCGAAGACGCUGGACAACACGAAUCGCGUGGUGAACGCCACGCAUCCGCCCAAGUUGACCAAUGCCGCCACCCCAGCCGCAUCGCCCACUACGGCAUAAAGACAUCAGGAUGCAGGAUCCGGAUCGCAGGAAGCAGUAACCACACAUGCACACCACACUUAACCGCGAGAGUAACACUAACCCCAAAACUAAACCCAUACCGAAAACCAACCAUACACAUUUUGACAUUUUGGAAAUUAACAAAUAGACAGGCAGUCUUCUAGAUUAUGUUGGUUAAGCGACACUUAUGUUACCCCGCAUCCCCCACAUAGCCCCAUUUGCGUUUAAGUUUAAGUCAAGGCGUUCAUUUAUGUCUUUAGUAAAUGUAUCGGAACUAAAUUUAUAUGUUUACUCCAGAGCGAGUGGAGAGGAGGUGAAGAAACAAAAACGCUACUCGAUCAAUGCUAAGCGAUAACUUAUAUUAUUCGAGAUCUAUAACACGACGCAGAAGUAGACGGAAACCACAUGUAAUAAUUUUUGAGCGAAUAGCACUUUUUGCAAACACGAAAUGAAACUUAAAAAAAAACUAAAACUAGUUGGACUAAACAACAAAAUCCAGAAUAGCGAUAUCUAUUAGAUUUUUCUACUCUUUUUUAUAAUUUACUCAAAAGGCGUCUUAAUUGAUUAAUGUAACAAGCAAACCAAUUGGAAUCGGCUUUAGCAAGUGCAAAAGGAGAUCUUAAUUAACUAUGCUAAGCGGCCUAAAUAAAACGAAAACUAUUUAAGCGAUGACUAACGAAUCGAUUUCGUUUCAAAUCACCCACAGUCAAGAACAAUUUUUCAAAAAAAAAAUAGAUCAGAAAGAAAUGAAACCUAAGACUCGACUUGCGACGAACUAGACAAAUGACGGAAACUAAAUCAUUAGAAAACCUAAUUAUAUUAAACAACAGUUGCCUAUGCAAGAAUAUAAAACCCACUGCAGGGGAAAUUUAAGGAUAAACGUUAACUUAUUGUAAAAAAAAAAAUGCGAGAAAUUAGAGGAGCCAGCAAACAAAAUAUUAUGAACUAAUUCAACUACUAAGAGUGCACGUUGUACUUUUCAGAAGCAUAAAUAAAUAAAAGAACAAUUGCGAUUAUAAUAUAAACACAGCUAGGAACGAAGAAGAGUAGCAUGUUUUCAAUGUGAUUUAAGAGAUACAAGAUACAUACGAGUUAAACAAUUUGAUGUGACAUUUUUUCGAUGAUUUUUUGGCACUUGAAAAGCGCGCAACAAAACGAAAUUUUAAUUCAAGCUCAAUGGAAGGAAAGUCUGGCAGUUGAAUCUAUGAUUUGAUCAGUCUAUCAAUUGUACUUUAGUUGCAAACUAAAGCCGACAAACGAACUUUUAUCGGAACGCUAAAUUAUAUCACAAAUUGUUGCAAUUAAACAAUGAUUUACAACCAAUAAAGAAUAAAACAGAACACAG